CAAAAUUCCCGGGAAAUCACGAGCCCAUGAAAAUUCCCAUGAAAAUCAUGUAUGUAUUUUCUUAACUUCUCUAAUCAAAGCUUAAAAUGCUCGAUUUAAUAGCUUAACAGCAACUUCGCGCUCUCCCUGUUAGAUCCACAAAAUAGCAGCAAGAAUGGAGAUUUUUUACUGGAUGGUUUUUGGUGGCCUAGCUGCAGUGGUAGCAACAUUGGAGUUGAGCAAAACAAGCAGAGAUCGAAUCAACACAUCCUCUGCUUUCAGUUCUUUUAAGAAUAAUUACCUUAUUGUUUAUUCACUCAUGAUGGCUGGGGAUUGGCUGCAGGGUCCGUAUGUGUAUUACCUAUACAGUCAGUAUGGUUUUGGAAAGGGAGAUAUUGGGCAUCUUUUUAUUGCUGGUUUUGGAUCUUCUAUGUUGUUCGGGACAAUUGUUGGAUCGUUAGCAGAUAAACAGGGUCGAAAGAGAGCAUCAAUUACUUAUUGCAUAACUUACAUACUGAGUUGUGCUACCAAGCAUUCUCCCGAGUACAAAAUCUUAAUGGUGGGGCGUGUAUUGGGAGGCAUUGCUACUUCUUUACUUUUUUCAGCCUUUGAGUCUUGGCUUGUUGCUGAACACUUUAAGAGGGGUUUUGAUCAACAGUGGCUAUCAGUGACAUUUUCUCAGGCAAUAUUCCUUGGCAAUGGUUUAGUUGCCAUUGUCUCUGGUUUGUUCGGGAAUGUACUAGUAGACACCUUGGCAUUGGGUCCUGUUGCUCCAUUUGAUGCUGCGGCAUGCUUUCUUGCUAUUGGCAUGGCUAUUAUAAUGUCAUCAUGGACUGAAAAUUAUGGAGACCCCUCUGAAAACAAGGACUUGCUCACCCAGUUCAAGGGUGCUGCAGUUGUCAUUGCUUCUGAUGAGAAAAUCACAUUGCUUGGUGCCAUACAGUCACUAUUUGAGGGUUCAAUGUACACUUUUGUGUUCCUGUGGACUCCUGCUCUGAGCCCCAAUGGUGAGGACAUUCCUCAUGGUUUCAUCUUUGCAACUUUCAUGUUGGCAUCUAUGUUGGGAAGUUCCAUUGCCUCUCGACUGAUGGCUCGCUCAUCUCUUAAAGUUGAAAGCUAUAUGCAGAUUGUUUUUUUGAUAUCUGCUGCUGCUCUUCUCCUUCCUGUUAUAACAAGUUUCUUGGUAGUGCCUUCCGGAGAGAAAGGUGGAGGCAUCUCCUUUUCUGGUUGCAUCCAGCUUAUUGGCUUUUGCACAUUUGAGGCCUGUGUAGGUAUUUUCUGGCCAUCUAUCAUGAAGAUGAGGUCUCAAUAUAUUCCUGAGGAGGCUAGAAGCACCAUCAUGAAUUUCUUCCGCAUUCCUCUCAACAUAUUUGUAUGCAUUGUGCUGUACAAUGUCAACGCAUACCCCAUUGUCUUCAUGUUUGGCAUGUGCUCUGUUUUCCUCUUUGUGGCAUCUCUUUUGCAGAAGCGGCUCAGGUUCAUUACAGAGAGCCAAAGAUCAAGAUCACAAGAGUGGACAGCAAUGAAAGAGACAGGUUCCGAGGCAGAGCCUUUAAAUAUCUGAUUGAAUUUAGACUAAUAAACCUCUGGAACUUCUUAAAUGUUGUGAGCAAGCCACCUUUUCUCCCUUACUUUCGACAGUGGAGCAGCAACUGGGUUGGCUGUUUGCAAUCCAAUCAAUAAAGGAGGAUCGUGGAUUAUGUCCUGCUUGCAGUUUACAGUAAAUGUUUUCUGGGGUUAAGGAUGCAGUUGACAGUAUAUUAAAAGAAACGUUUUUAGGUACAUUGGGUCAGAAGCUUGCUGUCUUUAGAUCUUUAUCAUCUACGAUUAUGUGAACUAGUGUUGAACUACUGCUCCUAUAUCUUCUUUUUAGAUAUAAAUGCUGGAAAAAUUUUGGUGUUUUAAUAUAAAGGUUUUUGGGUA
Molecule: messenger RNA, 1902 nt
Organism: Populus trichocarpa (black cottonwood)
Lineage: Eukaryota; Viridiplantae; Streptophyta; Magnoliopsida; Malpighiales; Salicaceae
Exons: 8
Coding region: 155-1543 (462 amino acids)
Biological process (GO): molybdate ion transport
Cellular component (GO): membrane
Molecular function (GO): molybdate ion transmembrane transporter activity
Source: RefSeq, a predicted model, not a curated record